AUGGCAUUCAGGAAGAAGCAGCCAAGAGGCCUUUGGUCCAAUGGCAUCAAGAAGAAGCACUUAAGUGCUAGGGGGAAGGAGGUCACAAAUUCAACUCCUCCUCCGAGGUUACCACUUGACGAAACUGCCCCUGUGGGGACGUUACUCCUUCGUAUGUCCCCGGUAUUCCGGAAAAUCAGAGGGGUAUUUGAGUCAGUUGAGGAUUCAGUAAAUCAAAGAAAUCCAAAAGGUGAAUCACCAAAACAGGGGAGUUUUCGAGGUGUAAGGAAGGUGAUUGCCCGAGCAGAAGGGCAACUUGAUCAAGCCCGCCUGAAGUUGUUUCCAUUCACUCUUAAAGACAAGGCAAAACAGUGGUUCAAUUCUUUGAAGCCUCAAUCUUUGCGCAACUGGGGAGAAGUUCAGGAUGUUUUCACCACUAAGUUCUUUCCAGCCAGCCGGACUAAAUUACUUAUCGAUCAGAUUCAAUUGUGCCCCAAUAUUCCUGCUCUUAAGAAUGUGAUUAAUGGGAUUGCUCCAGAGGAAGUACAAGUCGUGCAAUGCUUUGACCCUUAUUCUCAAUCUUAUAAUCCGGGGACAAGGCAACAUCCAGCUUUCCGUUGGAGUCAACUUGUUGAAGGGAAUUCUUCUCAAGCUCCACCGCAAGCUCCUCAAUUACAUUGGAAGCAACCACAGAAUGCUUUCCGAUUCCCUCAAGCUCAAGAACUUGGUUUAGGAGAGAUGAAGCCUACUCGUGUCACUCUACAGUUGGCCGAUCGAAGCGUUCGUACACCGAGGGGAGUAGUGGAAGAUGUUCUAGUACAAGUUGACCAAUUUGUUUAUUCGGUGGAUUUUGUGAUUCUCGAUACAAAUCCGACCGACUCUUCUACUGCUUCUACUCCAGUUAUUCUUGGGAGACCUUUUCUAGCCACGGCGGAUGCAGUUAUCAACUGUCGAAAUGGACUUCUCAAUAUGACCUUCGAAGAACACGUGGCUGAGUUACUGUACAGUGAUCCUUUGGAAGUUGCUCUUACAGCUGAGGAGCUCGAAUUUCUUGAAUCUUCUGAAGUGAGUUAUUUGAGUUCAUUGCUUGGUAAGGAAGAUGAAGCUUGUGCUAUAAAUUCUUGGACUCUAAAAUUUGAAGAGUUUGAGGAGCUACCACCAAUUGAGAAAAAGGUUCUCCCAUCUAGUGUUGAGCCACCGAAAUUGGAAUUGAAGCCCCUACCUGAUACUUUGAAGUAUGUUUUUCUUGGAGACAACGAGACUUAUCCUGUGGUUAUUUCCUCUUCUCUUGGGAAUCUCCAAAAGAUGAAGUUGAUCAAUUCACUAAGGAGGCACAUGAACGCUAUAGGAUGGACAAUUGCUGAUAUCAAAGGGAUCGAUGCUACUCUUUGCUCUCACCAUAUUGCUUUGGAGGAUAAUGUCAAGCCGUCUCGCCAACCUCAACAUCGUUUGAACCCGAUUAUGAAGGAUGUAGUUCGUGCUGAAGUUUUGCAGCUUUUAGAUGUGGGAAUCAUCUAUCCUAUCGCCGAUAAUAACUGGGUGAGCCCAAUUCAAGUUGUACCAAAGAAAUCCGGAGUUACAGUUAUAAGAAAUGAGGAGAAUGAGCUCGUGCCUACUCGUGUUCAAACUGGAUGGAGAGUUUGUAUUGAUUAUCAUAAGGCCAAGAUCGAUCUUAUUUCCAAUCUCCCGACUCCAAAAUGCGUGAAGGAUAUUCGUUCAUUUCUCGAGCAUGUCGGAUUCUGUCGUCGGUUCAUCAAAGAUUUUAGUGCCAUCUCUCGACCCCUGUGCCAUCUUCUUGUCAAAGACGCUCCGUUUGAAUGGACCUCCGCGUGUGAGCAAGCUUUUGUUAAGUUGAAGGCUAGUCUCACUUCUCCUCCUAUUGUGCAACCACCGGAUUGGAGCCUCCCGUUCGAGCUUAUGUGUGAUGCAAGUGACUAUGCUGUAGGUGUUGUUUUGGGGCAAAGGAAGGACAAGCAUCCGUAUGUUAUCCAUUAUGCAAGCAAGACUUUGAAUGAUGCUCAAGUGAAUUACACUACCACGGAGAAAGAGUUGCUUGCGAUCGUGUUUGCUCUUGACAAAUUCCGGUCUUAUCUCAUUGGUGGCACCCCUAUUGUUGUGUAUACGGAUCAUUCCGCUCUCAAGUACCUACUUACCAAGCAAGAUGCCAAAGCUCGUUUGAUACGAUGGAUUCUACUUCUCCAAGAGUUCAAUUUGACUAUCAAGGACAAAAAGGGUGUCGAGAAUGUGGUAGCCGAUCAUUUAUCAAGGUUACAGUUUGAGGAUCCUACUCCAAGUUUACCUAUUCUAGACACGUUUCACGAUGGACAAUUGUUUGUUGUUUCGAGUGCCCCAUGGUUUGCGGAUAUAUAUUGUCAAGAUCAAAUAGUGCGCCAUUGUGUCCUAGAUUCAGAUCAACGAAGGAUUCUUGAGUUUUGUCACUCAGAAGCUUGUGGAGGCCACUUCUCUUCUAAGAAGACUUCUGCCAAGGUGCUACAAUGUGGAUUUUAUUGGCCAACCUUGCAUAGGGAUGCUCAUCACUUCUGUGUAGCUUGUGAAUGUUGUCAAAAGCUUGGGAGUGUGUCUCGGAGGGAUGAAAUGCCAUUGACUAACAUUAUGGUAGUUGAGAUCUUUGACUGCUGA
Messenger RNA from Rhododendron vialii, 2619 nucleotides. RefSeq lists its product as uncharacterized. The transcript has 9 exons. The coding region runs from base 1 to 2619 and encodes 872 amino acids. NCBI's taxonomy places the organism in Eukaryota, Viridiplantae, Streptophyta, Magnoliopsida, Ericales, Ericaceae. The record is from RefSeq and is a predicted model, not a curated record.